GUAGAUUAUAUAUUCAUUAAAAAUAAAUAUUCUUUGGCCUCAAUAUACUAACAGUCAACAGUUCUUAGUUUGAAUUCAGUAAUGAUAAAGCUUAUUGGACACACCUAUAAUUAUAUAUUAUCGUGUUAAGAACUUUCAAACACAAACUGGAUAUCGGCCAAAUGAUAUCAUCUAAUAAAUUAAAAUCGUUCCAGAAAUAGCUUUGAAAAAUACUUUUUGUGUUAUUUUAAAGAAGAUAUUUCUUUUUCUAAAUUCUAAAGUAAAUAUAAAAUCUUUCCAGAAAUUUUUCUUUUAAAAUGUAUAUAUAAGCUUUUAUAUAUAGACUGGUAGUUAAUAAGACAUAAUCUCAUAAAUAAAUGUACUUCUAUUGCUUCUAUUGAGUUGAAGGUUACUUUAUUUCAACAACUGUUAUCAUAAAUUCUUCGUAUGCAAAAUAAGCCAUCAAUAAUUUAUAAGCUGCUAUUAACUGAGUACUUACAUGUGAUUAAAAUGCGUCUGCAAUCUUAAGUUGUUAAUUAUAGUCUACACGUGAAUAAUGUUACAUUUAUUAGUAUCAGACCCUACAGGUAAAUGUUUAAAUGUCUGGCGCAUUUCUGCUUGCUAUAAGAUUGCGAAUUAUGGCAGUAUUCAAUUCGAUGAACUUUCUCAAACGUAAUCUUACUAAACUUAAGAACCUUACUGAUAUUAAAAUCCUCGACGCUGAUAUUAAGAGUUUUUAUCGUUAUCAAUUUAUUUUUGUUAAAAUAGAUCGAAAUGAUAGUGAUCGGUGCCAUAAACAUUAAUGUUUUCUCUUCUUGGCCAAGAAACACUUUUGUAGGACAUUUACUUUAACAAUAAAAUAUAUUAUAAUGUGUUUAUCUAAGGCGAAUAGAAGGUUAAUUGUGAAAAUUAUCGCAAAAUUUGUGUACUUACACAAGCAUAUACAAAAAUGUCAGUUUAAAGAGGUACAGAUGAAUUUGCCUUUGUUCUUUUUAAAUUUGAUUUACCUCAAAUUGUACAGGUACAUAAAAAGAUAAAAUUGUACAUCUUUAUUCUGUAAUCUAAUUCGUCGUUGUGUCAGAUUGCUGCCUAUCAAUUUUCGCAAAAAUCUCAUAAUUGUUAUUAUAUCAAAAAAGCUUGUUGAGUUAAAAUUCUACCCACGCAAUUUUAACAUACUUUUUUCUAGCAAAACUGAUACACAUAUUUCUUAACUAUACCCUUACGAUAAAAUGUUGCAAAUAGAGUUACACUUGUAGAUAUUUUUUUAAAUUAUAGCCCUCAAAAACUUUGAAAUAAACUUUAGACUGGUGGCAAUCUGUCAAUCAGCUGAUAUAUUUGUUAUGUUUUCGUUGUUCUUUUUCUUAUAUAUUAUAAAUUCCAUUAGACCGGUUUUGCUGCUAAAGAAUGCUCAAAAGCUAUGUAACUUCAAUUUGUGUAACCAUUCAGAGAGAGAAUAAGUGGAGAAGAGAAAACUAUCAAAUAGUAAACAAACAGAGAUUGCUAUUAAAAAUACCACAAACUACAGCUUACCUGCCUGAGCUUUCCACUAAAUUAAUCGCAACGACGACUUGAGUUUCACUUCUCAACGAGUAAAGCUUAAGGUCAGACGUUGAUUCAUUGCGUACGAGUGGUGUUUUAUUUUGUAGUGUAAUAUUCUACUGUAAUCUAUUAAGUUUUUUAGAAAACAUAACAUAAAUUAUAAAUAGAAUACGCAAUGUGGAAGCACGUAGUAACGGAAACCAGCAGGCAAUGGGCUACAAUAGGUAAACAUCAGACGCGCUUAUUGCGUUUUGCACCUGCAGCAACUUUCACUUUUGCACAACAACCAAUUGCUCGUAAGCUGACGUCAACGUCAGCAGCAAAGCCAACACCUCCGAAGCACGACUGGAAUCGCGCUGUUAGCGAGGCAGAACGUAUUGUUGGCUAUCCCACUUCAUUCCUCAGUCUACGGUGGCUACUUAGUGAUGAGAUUGCUAAUGUCGCUUUGCAUCUACGAAAAUUAGUCGGUAGCAAUCAUCCUUUACUAAAAACGGCAAAACAUUUGCUUUAUAAUGGCAAAAAUACAAUGCAAGCUUGGGGUCUAAUUGUGUUAUUGAUUUCCAAAGCCGCGGGACAUGCACCCUCAGUACCGGAUAUGGAACAAGAUAAAAGCGCCGGUGUGUUGCACUCUCAACGUGCAUUGGCGGAAGUUACCGAAAUGAUUAGAAUAUCUCAUCUGGUGCACAAUAGUUUGGUAAAUCUACAACCAACAUCCGAAGCUGGAAAGGACACAGCAUCUCAUGAGGAUAUGGCUUUUGGAAACAAAAUUGGAUUAUUAACUGGUGAUUACCUACUUGGUCACUCCAGCGCUGAAUUAGCUAAUUUACGUAAUCAAGAAGUAGUCGAAUUAAUUUCAUCAGCUGUUCGCGAUUUUUCUGAAUCGCAAUUUAUUGGCGACCGUGAUGAACAAAAUAAUCCACUACCUACAAAACCAGGAUCUGAACCGCCUAAAACAAACGGUACAGCAACAACAGAAAGCAUCGAUUUCGACGUCAACGACGUGAUGAUACCUAUGAAUGUGCUGAAAGCUAUGGGUAAUCCCGAAAAAGAAUGGGAAUGUCGGAAUAUAUUAAACGCGGGAAGUCUGCUGGGGAAAGCGUGUCAAGGUGCGUUAAAAUUAGCUGGGCUAGAUGAGGACAUGCAACGGCAAGCAUAUCUUUUUGGUAAACAUUUAUCAUUGGCAUGGCAGGCUUGCUUGGAUGCCGAGCCAUUUCAAAGCACAACACUUCCUUUAGAUACUACAUUUUCAUUGGUAAGCGCGCCGGUUCUCUAUCAUCUCGAAUACGAUCCUUCAUUAUACGAUGAAAUUGAAAAGGGUAAAGUCUCUGUGGAGAAAAUUGACUACGCGAAAAUUCACAAAGCAAUUCUCGAUGGACCAGGAUUGGAAAAGACCAAAGAAUUGCAACGUAAACAUACUACCGCAGCAAUAGGAGUGCUUGAAAAGUUUCCGGCUACUGAUGCCCGUACAGCUCUUGAGAAUAUUAUUCUUGCAAUGCAGGAUUUGUAAUUAAAAGUUAGACUUCUUAAUUACAAUCAAUUUAUUGAGGAUUUGCUUUUAGCACUUUUGUGCAUAGUUUUAUAAUUAUUUUUAAUUGUCUGGUUUGUUGUUUCAUAAUGACUUUUUAUAUUAAGUAAAGCUAAUAAAUACUUAAUUUUAUAAAUAA
Molecule: messenger RNA, 3182 nt
Organism: Bactrocera oleae (olive fruit fly)
Lineage: Eukaryota; Metazoa; Arthropoda; Insecta; Diptera; Tephritidae
Gene: Pdss2
Product: Decaprenyl diphosphate synthase subunit 2
Biological process (GO): ubiquinone biosynthetic process; isoprenoid biosynthetic process
Cellular component (GO): transferase complex; mitochondrion
Molecular function (GO): prenyltransferase activity
Source: RefSeq, a predicted model, not a curated record